AUGGUGCGGCUACAAGGCAGCCCCGUUGCGCUGGCGGUGGCAGCUGUGCCAGGAGAGUUGGCUGGAAUGCUGUAUCGAUGGCGGGAUGCAGUCCAUGGAAUGGUCCUCGCUGUUGCUAAUGCGUCUCGGUGGAAGGCUAUUGAGUCCAGAGCCCUCAUCAAGGAUCAAUCGGAAGCAGCGUGGUACACCAUGUACGAGUCGCGCAGUAUUCCGUCAUUCAUUGCCACGAAGUCGAUACCACCGGACGACUUUGAUGACCUGCUUCGUGUCUUUUCUGUCAACUACACAGUCUGUUCCGGACCUGGGCGUCGUGAAAGGCCGCCGAGAGUGCAACAGACGCAUGCUGUCCUCGCAAUGCUCCUCCAUUACUAUACGGCUGCUGUUGAGCACAAAACAUUACAAGAGCUUUUCGGUGUGUCGCCAACUACAUUCUCCCGUGUGCUGCGUCGAGCAGAAGUGGCGCUGGACCGUGCAUUGUCCCACAUGCAGGAUUCUGCUGUUCGUUGGCCAUCAAAGGCCUUGCAACGGGACUGGGCUGUCUUGACGAACGCAAAGGAACCCCUCAUGGAAGGUGUGUUUGCCUUUGUGGACGGCAAAAACUAUCGUGUGCAAAGUCCUUCCAACGCAGACCUGCAAAAUGCCCAUUACAACGGUAUGCUCCCCGUCCUCGCUGUUGCUAAUGCGUCUCGGUGGAAGGCUAUUGAGUCCAGAGCCCUCAUCAAGGAUCAAUCGGAAGCAGCGUGGUACACCAUGUACGAGUCGCGCAGUAUUCCGUCAUUCAUUGCCACGAAGUCGAUACCACCGGACGACUUUGAUGACCUGCUUCGUGUCUUUUCUGUCAACUACACAGUCUGUUCCGGACCUGGGCGUCGUGAAAGGCCGCCGAGAGUGCAACAGACGCAUGCUGUCCUCGCAAUGCUCCUCCAUUACUAUACGGCUGCUGUUGAGCACAAAACAUUACAAGAGCUUUUCGGUGUGUCGCCAACUACAUUCUCCCGUGUGCUGCGUCGAGCAGAAGUGGCGCUGGACCGUGCAUUGUCCCACAUGCAGGAUUCUGCUGUUCGUUGGCCAUCAAAGGCCUUGCAACGGGACUGGGCUGUCUUGACGAACGCAAAGGAACCCCUCAUGGAAGGUGUGUUUGCCUUUGUGGACGGCAAAAACUAUCGUGUGCAAAGUCCUUCCAACGCAGACCUGCAAAAUGCCCAUUACAACGGCUCAUGGAACGAUGGCGAGGUCAGCUGUCACCUCCAAGCACGUGUGUCUGACGAGCGUUUUGUUGCUCCGGGGAUGAAGAUUGCCUCCGUUUCGGCAUUCCCUGUUAGUGGUCGCUGCUCUGGUCGGAUUAUCACCCCACUGAAAGAAGGUGACCUCGAUCGCAACCCUCCAUGCGACCGGUUGGCUCUGCAGACAAUGAGUGACUGCAUAACAUCUCUCAGGCAGGCUGCAGAGUGGGGAAUGGGCGCGACUGGAAAGGUCUACCGCCAGUUGUUGCUACCCCUACCGUACAACCCCUUGGUGCGAGGGCGUCGUCUCUCCAACAUGUUUCAGCUCUACAACUUCAGAGUUCGCCGAACGGGACUCAGUCAAAUCAAGAAUGUAUUUGGUGCAUAG
Aphanomyces astaci is the source of this 1611-nucleotide messenger RNA. RefSeq lists its product as hypothetical. Lineage: Eukaryota; Oomycota; Saprolegniomycetes; Saprolegniales; Verrucalvaceae. The record is from RefSeq and is a predicted model, not a curated record. The transcript has 5 exons. The coding region runs from base 1 to 1611 and encodes 536 amino acids.